GCCGCAAUUGGUGUAUGCUUCCCACCACGAAUCUCGAGUUAUUGCCCUGCCCCUCCUCAAAUGAUCGUCGGCUACCAUUCCUGGCUUCCCCUCCGUUCAAUCACAGGCCCAUCGCGUGGUGGCCCUUGCCAAUAGCCGGCCACCAUGCCGAAGUGGGAUAAAACACGGAAUUACUAUGCGGACCUCGAGCUGCAGCCCUCGGCGUCGCCCGAUGAGAUCAAGAAGCAGUUCAAAAAACUAGCUUUGAAGUACCAUCCCGACCGCAACCCGGGCAGGGAAGCCGAAGUCAAUCCCAAAUUUCAAAUCAUCCAGUCGGCCCACGAGAUUCUGACUGAUGAUACGCUGAAAAAGCAAUACGAUGAAGCACGCCGCACAUAUUCAUCUCGCUACCCCGGUUCCUCGGGGGUGAAAGGUAACCCGUGGCAAGAUGCUGCGAAAGCCUACCCACCUCCUCCACGACGCCAGCCCAACCCCCAAACCCGUCCAACCUCAGGGGCUCAACGUUAUGAGAACUUUGCUAGCGGCAUGCCGCGUAAUGCGCGACCACGCACUCCGAAAGAUGACCCCCAGUUCCGACGAAGCAACGCAGAAGCAUGGGACCAUAUCCGACCUAAUGCUUCGCGUAGGAAUACCCAGACACGGCCCACUACUCCCGGGAGAGCUCCUCCAGGAAGGGCUCCUACGUCGGCAACGCGCGAAUCGAGGCCGGCACCAACUCCGCCUCCAAGGACAGCAUAUCAGAAACAGAAACAAGAGGCGGCGUUCGGCACAGGUAAAAAAACUGGCUUUACCCCGAGAUCUAGUGUAGCAGACGAGCCACCUGUUACCAACAAGAAUUACUAUACCAACCGUACCCACUCGAAUUUGUUCACUGAGCCGGAGUCUAUCCCUGAAACCGCUACUCACAAUGCCGGUGCCUCGGCCGCUGCGGAUCCAUUCGCUUACUUGAGAGAUCAUUUUGUGGAUAACCGCCAAAGAACGCCGUAUCACACCCCCGGCGGCGAGAGGACGAGCCUCUUUGACAGUAGCCCGGGUCUAGGGCGCUCGACAAGCACCCGUACCCCGCCUCGGCCCUUCGAGAUGCCAGGCUCGUUUCCACGCCCAAGACCGCGAAGUGCCAGCCCUGCCAGAGGGUCCAGUAAUGAUGGCGGCUCUGAAGAUUCAGCUAAAGAAAACAUCAAUGUUAACGGAGUUUCUAGUCGAAAUGCUGCGACUGCUCAGCCGAAAGCUAGUGGACCACAGCCGGCUACCGCUUCCUAUAGACCUUCGCCUAAUUCAACCACAGCUUCAAGUCAGCCCAACGGCAAUGGCUCGUCAGUGUAUGCGUCACAAAAUCUUCUGAACCGUCUCCAGGCACAAUUCACUACAGCUACCACUGCCCCUCGACCAAGUCGGUCAUCCCAUGAACAUUAUGGCCGAAAAAGUGAUCGGUUAUCAUAUUAUGCAGGUUACCAGCUGUCAAAUCCUUCAAGCGAUGGAAAUAGGUCCCACAAUCUCAAGACUUUAUAUCCCAUCGAAAGGAAUCAAAGGGAAACUCUCAAUCAUUUGGUCAAGAAAUAUUCCUUAAAUGGCGAAAAAGGAGAUAAGAGUGAUGGGCAAGUGAUGGACGGCAGACCUCAGCAACCCUUGCACAAACUCAAAAACAACCAUAAAAAGGCCGACGCUAACAGUGCUUCUUUUAGCUUCGGCUUUCGCGAUGGGCCCAAUGUGGCUAAUACCAAUGCUACUUACAAUACCUUUACAAGAAACAGCACUGAAAAUAUCAACACAAGGUUUGUAGACGAUGAGAUGGUCGAUGACUGGCAGUUUAAGGCAGGUUCUGCUUCUGCCAAUGAGGCAACGACGCCUUCAAAACCACGACCACAGUCCAGGAACCGUCCCAUUCGUCGGCCAACACCCUUGUCAAAACCUUCCCUUCCAACGCGCGCACCCCAAGCGCAGGAAGCACCAGGUGAUACAGCAGCUGGUGCGAAUGGAUUUUCAGCGGGGGUUUGGAAUGAAAAGAUAGGAUCUCAGCAUUUCGAGCCACAGUCUACGAAUAGCACGUCUACAUCUCCUACUAGGCGUACCAAUUCGAGAAGGUCCAAGUCGUUCAAAAUGACAGCAGGGACGGCGGCAGUGGUGGAUGAAGAGAGUGAAUCACCUAGCGAUGAUCCCGGCCCACCAUUCACGGUACCAGAUGCUAUGGAUAUUGACACUCCACCAACCGAGAAGGCAAAAGAGGCACCUAAAGCUGCUCAGGCCAACAGCGCUCGGCCGUAUUUCACCGAACCCCACCGGCCGGAUUGGAGAGCAGGUGAUAUCAAUGGUGUUGCUUCAAAGACAUCUGGUCUAGCCUCAAGCACCGACGGCGCAAAAGAUGAUUCUUCUGAGAUUAACGGGCCUCAGCCGGUAGUCAGCGCUGCAGACCAUGUUCCAUCGAAGCAUGUAGGCUCCGAGGAUUCCGAAGAGUUUCGCACGACUUUCUCGGAUUUUCGAAAGGUUGAACCCUUUAUGGAUCCAUCACCCAGUGGACUUGGUUCAUUUGCAGACCUGAAGUCAACUCUUCCCUUCAAGAGCCAGCCGUCGGAACAAAUUCCUCUGGACACCAACCCUGCUGAUGGGCCCUUGGAAUUCCCUCCUCCGCCUGUGGCUCCUCGACUUCCACCUACGAUGGGAGUGGCCGGUCUGCGACCGAAUAAUUCAUCAUUUAGAAAAUAUGCACAGGACUUCAACAACUACAUGGACAGGUGGGAUUCGUUCAAUAACAAGGUCAUUACUCAUUUUUCUACUCGGCAAGAAGAGUUCAAGUCACGCCGCUUACGGCGUGGCGCCAAUUGGCUUGAAGAUGGGGCGCGUGACUAUCUUACGGAAGUGGACCAAGAUCUAGAUGUUCAAAAGAAGUACUUUGACGCUUGUACGGAACACCGUAAAAGAGUUGCCGAAUAUAUGGACUUUAGAGAUCGGGUCCGAUAGGACGGUCCUCUCACCACGCCAUAUCCUAAUAUUGACGGUGCAUACGAAGUGCCUUUCAGCCACAACGUACAAGCUUCCGCCAUUGCUAACUCGAUGAGUCGACUGAGGAUACGCACAACCUCAGCACGGGAGCCAAAAGACCUGGAUAGCAUUCGCCUUCCAAGGCCACUUUCGAAGCCGCCUUCUGUGCAUUUUGCCCCGAGAUCCUCAGUACACAAACACCAUGAUCAAUGAAUAUUAUGCUCCUAUUUGCUUUAAGGAGUAGUGUAGCUAAUAUGCUGCUACACCUACAUAGGCAGCAGUUCUAUGGUGUCGCAUUUCCGGGUUUGACCAUCUCAUUGGCUUGAUCAGUUGUUCGAUGGAUGGAUAGAAAACACGG
Molecule: messenger RNA, 3334 nt
Organism: Xylaria bambusicola
Lineage: Eukaryota; Fungi; Ascomycota; Sordariomycetes; Xylariales; Xylariaceae
Exons: 3
Coding region: 145-2955 (936 amino acids)
Source: RefSeq, a predicted model, not a curated record